This is a messenger RNA of Papilio polytes (common Mormon), 989 nucleotides long. RefSeq names its product nascent polypeptide-associated complex subunit alpha (gene Nacalpha). NCBI's taxonomy places the organism in Eukaryota, Metazoa, Arthropoda, Insecta, Lepidoptera, Papilionidae. Gene Ontology annotation, cellular component: cytoplasm; nascent polypeptide-associated complex. The transcript has 6 exons. Gene Ontology annotation, biological process: protein targeting to membrane. The coding region runs from base 121 to 756 and encodes 211 amino acids. The record is from RefSeq and is a predicted model, not a curated record.
UUGUUGCCUUUGUGUAUCUGUGAUUGUAGUUUUCUUUCUGUCAAUUUUUUUAGCUAUUGUCGACCAUUUUUCAAAAAAAGUUUUUAAUAAACAAGGAUUACCAAAGAAGUAAAUCCCAAAAUGCCGGAACUCACUGAAUUGGACAAAGCCACAGCAUCCAUGACUGAGAAACGCAAGGAAGAGACUGCUUCCUCAGACAGUGACUCUGAUGAUACUAUUCCUGAGCUAGAAGAUGCAGGUGCACCUGGUGCUGGAGGUAUUACAAACCCUAUCGCUGGUAUUGAUAUUGUAUCUAAGGCAAAACAAUCACGAGGAGAAAAGAAAGCUCGUAAAAUUAUGAGCAAGUUGGGUUUAAAACCUGUGCAAGGAGUAAACAGGGUGACCAUCAGGAAGUCAAAGAACAUCCUGUUUGUGAUCAACUCACCAGAUGUGUACAAGAACCCACACUCUGACACAUACAUUGUAUUUGGCGAGGCCAAGAUUGAGGAUCUGUCACAGCAAGCAACAAUGGCAGCUGCAGAGCGCUUCAAGGCUCCGGAGACAGCUGCUUCAGGCAAUGACUCCACCACUACUGGCACUACCGUAGCACCGAUAGCCGAAGAGGAAGAUGAAGAAGGUGUGGACGAAUCUGGUGUUGAUGAAAAGGAUGUGGAGAUAGUAAUGACGCAGGCGAACGUCUCGAGGGCACGGGCUGUCCGUGCAUUGCGUAAUAACCAAUCCGAUAUUGUCAAUGCUAUAAUGGAACUUACAAUGUAAGAAGCAGAUAGUCACAAGAAUUACUUUAAAUGUUCCUAGUUAUAAGUCUUUUUGUUAUCUAAAUUGGCUUGAAAUUAAGAAGAAAUAUUUUGUCUGAACACUGGUAUUAUGGAAGAGAACCCAAAGUAAAAUCUUUACAAUGCCUUCCAAUUAUGGUUAUACAUUAUGGAUGGAUAUGAGAAUGUAAAUAGUUAUUUACUUCAGACUACAAUAAAAUGAUCUAAGAACUAAAA